This is a messenger RNA of Aspergillus glaucus CBS 516.65, 2439 nucleotides long. Its product is annotated as DUF3405 domain-containing protein. The transcript is spliced from 2 exons. The coding region runs from base 1 to 2439 and encodes 812 amino acids. Lineage: Eukaryota; Fungi; Ascomycota; Eurotiomycetes; Eurotiales; Aspergillaceae. The record is from RefSeq and is a predicted model, not a curated record.
AUGACCGUCCAGACACGGAGGCAUUCCUCCGCCUACAAGGCCAACUCUAACCGUGUCCCCGACACCAUCGAUCUCGAAAAACAGCCCUCCGGUGCCCGAUAUAAGCGUCGCCGUCGCAGCUCUUUCGAUUCGGAUAGCGAUUUCGAGUCAUCGCCGCCACCUCAGGCCGUCGCUACUUCCUACCAGCAGGCUCAGCAGCAGCCCAUGUUAGCACCCGCAGCCCUGCGGCGCACGCGCGCCGGGGUGGGCUUCCGUGUUCCUAAUAGGAUCAUGCGAUGGCUCUGCCUAGCGCUGUUUUCGGGUCUUGUACUUUUUAUCGUUACCCUUUUCCGAUUUACGCUUGCCUCAUCUGUGAUGAACGUUCAUAUCGAUUUGCCGAGGCCGAUGGCUAGACCGCCGGUAUGGGAGAGCUUUCCGUUUUUGAAGAGGUACCAAGGUGGUCUGAAAAGUCUGGUACCGCGUAAGGAUAAUGCGCCGGAAUACCCUGGAGAUGGAUCGGAGGAAUUGGGAUUGGGGGCAGCAGAUGCCAUUGCGGAGGAAAACAACGACAUUCAAUCCAGAGACAAUGGGGAUCUUCCGUUCUCCAGCUCGGUGUUUAAUCCUUACCCCGAGUAUUCGUCGCCGGAGUACGUGAAGAAAUAUGGCGAGAAGCGCGAGUGUUUCUUGGAUGAAGAGCAAACGGUCAAGGUUCCGCAGGUCCACCACUUCCCUGGUGUUCCUCGUGGGUUCCCCGAUGCUGUUAUUGGUUCUAAUGAGGUGCUUGGGAUGAAAGAUGAUGUCUGUUUCGACCGGUUCGGUCGUCUUGGUCCUUACGGGUUAGGAUACAGUGUCAGGAGAGGAGGCAUCGGUGCAGGAUUGGAGGGCCAUCGCGACGGCUCUGAACGUGUCUGGGAGGAUCACCCUCCGGUGGAUUUCCGCAAGGUGGACUGGGCUGCUGCUCAAAACCGUUGUGUCGCCAGCAACAACCAUCGCUUUAAGGAUUUUCCAGAGGCGCGACCGGAUCGCUUCUUGUCCAUGCCUGUCGGUGUUCCCAAACAUGAGAAGCCAUUGCCUGUGGACGACCAAAAGCACCCACCGAAAACUGGAACGGACCGUUUGCCUCGGACAGCCGUCGUUAUCCGGACUUGGGCUGAUUUCCGUUACACACCCGAAGACAUUUUGUACAUGCGCUCCCUGAUUUCUGAGCUUUCGCUUCUGUCGGGUGGAGAGUAUGUGGUACAUUUCCUCGUCCACGUAAAGGACCUAAACUUGCAAAUCUGGGCUGAUGACGAAACCUACGAGCGGGUACUCAAUGAUUCGCUCCCGGAGGAAUUCCGCGGAAUGGGAACUCUUUGGUCGGAGAAGCAGAUGGAACUCAUGUACCCGGGUCUGGAGGAGACUGGGAUGCGAGGCCUGCCGAUUUACGGUGUUUACCGGAGUACCUUCAUGUGCAUGCAAUACUUUGGCCACCAACAUCCGGAAUAUGACUACUACUGGAAUUGGGAGAUGGACGCGCGCAACACCGGUCACUGGUACCAUUUCUUUGAAAAGGUCUCCAGCUGGGCCAGAGCACAGCCCCGGAAGGGUCUUUGGGAACGCAGUGCUCGAUUCUACGUCCCAUCUGUGCACGGAUCCUGGGAGGAUUUCAAGCAAAUGGUUCGGGUACAAACCGAGACUGGCACUAACAGCCCCAACAACAUGUGGACAGACCCGACCAAAGGAGGACCUGGAAUUGGUCGAGGUUCAUGGCAGGGUCAGGGCGACCAGUCUAUCUGGGGUCCCGUGCGCCCAGUUGAGCAGGACGUCCUCGAGGUGGAAGGCGAAGGCAUCCCCCCGACCACAAUGGAAAAGGACAAAUACGAAUGGGGCGUUGGCGAGGACGCAGAUCUGAUCGUGUUUAACCCGCUUUACGAUCCCGAAGGCACGACCUGGAUUCUCCGCGACGACGUAACAGGCUACAACAAGGACAACGGCAUGCCGCCUCGCCGCACCGUUAUCAUCACCGCCUCGCGCCUCUCCCGCAAACUCCUCCAAACCAUGCACAAGGAAACCAGCCUCAAGCGCCACAGCAUGUUCUCCGAAAUGUUCCCCGCAACCACCGCCCUCCACCACGGCUUCAAGGCCGUCUCCGUCCCACACUCAAUCUACAUGGACCGCCGCUGGCCAACAACCUACCUCGAAUCCGUCUUCAACGCCGGCCGCAACGGCGCGUCUGGUGGUGCUCGGACAGCCAUCUUCGGCGAACGUGAGCACAACUUCCGUGGUACGACCUUUUUCUACUCCGCGGGCUUCUCGCCCAACCUCUGGAGACGCUGGCUCGGGUACCGGGUUGACAAUGACGGUGGGGAACAGGAGGAGCUGGCAGGAGAGGGGCGGAUGUGUCUGCCGCCGAUGCUAUUACAUCCGAUCAAGGAAGUAGACAUGGUGAUUGACGAUGGGGAAAAGGCUGGUUCCCGAUAA